AUGCUACAUGCAGACCUACCUAAGGAAGACAUCCAAAAAUUCCUAGGGGAUCCCUCGAAAUAUUGGUCAUUCAUGGGCUGUUUCUCAACCUCGGUGGAUUGCCUUCCAAUCGACUACGAUGCAAAGUUGGUCUAUUUCAUUCCGUUUUGUGAAGGACCAGCGAAGGAAGCCAUUGAAGACUUAGUGGUCUUUGAUGAUCAGGAGGGUUACAAAAGGGCCAAAGAAACACUGAAGAAGCGUUUCGGGCAAAACCACAUGAUUGCUCGUGCUCUCAUUGCUCUCUCUCAUUACCGAUGGAGCACCUAUUCCCAUCAAUGA
Molecule: messenger RNA, 318 nt
Organism: Echinostoma caproni
Lineage: Eukaryota; Metazoa; Platyhelminthes; Trematoda; Plagiorchiida; Echinostomatidae
Source: the annotation of a GenBank genome assembly